Molecule: messenger RNA, 1279 nt
Organism: Beta vulgaris subsp. vulgaris (sugar beet)
Lineage: Eukaryota; Viridiplantae; Streptophyta; Magnoliopsida; Caryophyllales; Amaranthaceae
Product: cysteine protease XCP2
Exons: 4
Coding region: 57-1106 (349 amino acids)
Cellular component (GO): lysosome
Molecular function (GO): cysteine-type endopeptidase activity
Source: RefSeq, a predicted model, not a curated record
CCCAUUUCAACCCAAGCUAAUCUCACACAUUACCAUUUAGUCAAUCUCCUAACACAAUGCCUCAUCAACUGCAAACAAUCUGCUACUUAACCUUCAUUGUUGUUCUUGUGUCAUAUCCGGCUUUCGCUCAUGACUUCUCAAUCAUCGGUUAUUCUCCGGAUGACUUGAGUUCAGAAGAGAGUCUCCAUGGUCUAUUUGCAUCAUGGAUGUCGAAGCACCAAAAAAUCUACAACAGCAUCGAAGAGAGGCUAUUUAGGUUCGAGGCAUUCAAAGAUAACUUGAAACAUAUUGAUGAAAGGAACAAGCAGGUCAGCAGCUACUGGCUUGGUUUAAAUGAGUUUGCAGAUUUAAGCCAUCAAGAGUUCAAGAAUAAGUACUUAGGCCUGAAAGUUGCACAAAGGAGAAUGAGCGAAUCUUCGGAAGACUUCACCUACGCAGACGUCACUAGUUUACCAAAAUCAGUAGAUUGGAGAAAGAAAGGAGCUGUUACACCAGUCAAAAACCAGGGUGCAUGUGGGAGUUGUUGGGCAUUUUCAACUGUGGCUGCAGUUGAAGGCAUCAAUCAGAUUGUCACCGGAAACCUAACUUCGCUGUCUGAGCAAGAGCUAAUAGACUGUGAUGAUAGCAACAAUGGCUGCAAUGGUGGACUUAUGGAUAACGCAUUUAGGUUUAUAGUCGAUAAUAAUGGACUUCACAAAGAGGAUGACUACCCUUAUAUUAUGGAGGAAGGAAGUUGUGAAGCAAAAAAGGGAGAAAUGGAUGUAGUAACUAUUGAUGGUCACCGAGAUGUUCCCCAGAACGAUGAAGCAAGUUUACUGAAGGCUCUCGCUCACCAGCCUGUUAGUGUCGGAAUUGACGCUUCUGGAAGAGACUUCCAAUUUUACAGUGGGGGAGUUUUUGACGGACCUUGUGAAACAUCUUUAGAUCACGGAGUAACAGCUGUAGGGUACGGUUCAGCUAAAGGAUCGGAUUACAUCAUUGUGAAGAACUCAUGGGGAGAGAAAUGGGGAGAGCGCGGAUACAUAAGAAUGAAGAGGAACACUAGACACCCACAGGGACUGUGCGGUAUCAACAAAAUGGCUUCUUAUCCGAUCAAGAACAAAUGAUGAUGGUGACAGAAGUAUCUUCCUAAAUCAACUUUCUUCCUGCCUUUGCAGUAAUCCAAGCAAAAAAUAAUAAGUGUGUAUGUCUAUACAAAGUUUAUUGUAAAAAUUGACAGACAACGUUCUGCAUAUUAUUCAAUGAGAAUUAUAAAUAUUCGAAGUAUUUCUUUUAGAUA